AUGGCGGAGGCCACGGUGUGCUCUUUCCUGACCAAGGUGCUGUGCGCCAACGGCGGCCGCAUGUUCCUGCAGGACCUGCGCGGCCACGUGGAGCUGUCGGAGGCCAAGCUCCGGGACGUGCUGCAGCGCGCCGGGCCCGACCGCUUCCUGCUGCAGGAGGUGGAGAUGAAGGAGGGCCUCUGGGACGCCGAGGCCGAGGUGGCGGCCGGCGCGGCCGGCGCAGGAGGCGGCGGCGCCUCGGCUUGGAGGGUGGUGGCCGUGUCCUCCGCGCGCCUCUGCGCCCGUUACCAGCGCGGCGAGUGCCGGGGCUGCGACCAGCUGCACCUCUGUCGCCGCCACAUGCUGGGCAAGUGCCCCCACAGGGACUGCUGGUCUACCUGUACCCUUUCCCAUGAUAUCCACACACCUGUCAACAUCCAAGUGCUGAAAAACCAGGGACUUUUUGGCCUCAAUGAAGGUCAGCUGCGGAUCUUGCUUUUGCAGAAUGACCCCUGCCUUUUACCAGAGGUCUGUUUGCUGUACAACAAAGGCGAAGCCCUCUAUGGAUACUGCAACCUCAAGGAUAAGUGCACCAAGUUUCACGUGUGCAAAUCCUUUGUCAGGGGAGAGUGCAAACUUCAAACCUGCAAACGGUCCCAUCAGCUCAUUCAUGCUGCGGCCUUGAAAUUGCUGCAGGACCAAGGACUGAAUAUUCCAAGUGUCGUUAAUUUUCAGAUAAUUGCUACCUACAAGCAUAUGAAGUUGCACAAGAUGCUUGAAAAUAAAGAUAACUCAGCAUCUUCUACUGAGCAUUCACAGGGCUUUGAGAAACAAGGUGCACAGGCAGCUGGAGCUGCAGAAGCCAGCCCUUCAGCUUCUGUCCCUCCUCUGUUGGCCAAGAAGCCCUGCCCAGGUAAACCUUAA
Otolemur garnettii (small-eared galago) is the source of this 903-nucleotide messenger RNA. It is a transcript of the gene ZC3HAV1L, whose product is annotated as zinc finger CCCH-type containing, antiviral 1 like. The transcript has 4 exons. NCBI's taxonomy places the organism in Eukaryota, Metazoa, Chordata, Mammalia, Primates, Galagidae. The coding region runs from base 1 to 903 and encodes 300 amino acids. The record is from RefSeq and is a predicted model, not a curated record.